AAGCCCGGCAUAAUGGGGCUUUGAUCCGCUUUAGCGAACCUACGAGACGCGGCCCUUCGUCUCAAUGACUGCUCCUUUAUUGUCCAACAUGGCGAAGCCCUACCUUUUUCUGGGCUACUUCUCGUUCGAAACGAUCAUGCUUGCGGUCUUGGGUAUCCAUACAGUCAUCUGCAUUUCUUUGGUCGCCCUGGCAUCAUCGGUGGUGGAUGUCGAAAUGUACGGCUUCACGCUCAACACCACUCUUCAACUAGUUGCUGGAACUUGGGGAUUGCUGGGCAUCGUGUCCAUUGUGAGCGCUUUGGUUGGCUGGUCGCAGCAGCGGGAGACCCCAAUGGCGGUGUACUUCUGGUACCUUCUGAUCUCAGCAGUGGUGCUAGCUGUGAUCUUCGUAUACCUUGCCACGAACAACUCAAAAUGCUACUUCAUUCACGAGGACUUGCAGACCCAGAGAAUUGGCUACUCCUUUUUGUGUAGCAUCGUUGCCAGUGCCAUCUUUUUCGUUGGCUUGGCCGCAGUUGCUGCUGUGCUCUUUGCCGUGUACACCAUUGUGCAAGUGCAGGGAAUGAUUCGAGAAAGCGUCCGAGAACAACUCAGCGAGAGGUCUCGGCUCCUCUUAAGGGAGAAGCAAAUCGAAGCUGCACGGGCGGCAGGGUGCCCAGAUUCAUGGCGAAAUGGCUGUCAAUACGCGAGUUACCACCAGGCUCAGCGCUUCGCCUGACCAA
Cladocopium goreaui is the source of this 722-nucleotide messenger RNA. Lineage: Eukaryota; Dinophyceae; Suessiales; Symbiodiniaceae. The record is from the annotation of a GenBank genome assembly.